AUGUACAUAUCACCAACUCAGUACUCUAAAGCAUUCCAAGAAAUCAAGCGAACAUCAUUAUCGCAUUCCACCUGCAAGCUAAUUAUUUUUGUUUCUUGUCUAAAUAUUGAUUCGUUAUGUUCUGCCAAGAUUUUAAGUAUUAUAUUGAAGAAAGAGUUGAUUCAGUAUCAGUUGAUACCGGUGGUAGGAUAUUCUGAUUUGAAAAACCAUUUUAGUAGCUUAGAUUCUGAUGUUACGAACGUUAUUUUGAUUGGAUGUGGUGCCAUGUUAGACUUGGAAAGUUUUUUUGAGAUUAAUGUUGAUGAUUAUGAUCUUGGAAAUGGCAGCAACGUGGAAACUGAUGAUCUUCACGAUGACCCAUUGAAAAGCGGUGCUAACUUGCGAAGAAAGAUUUAUAUUAUAGAUGGUCAUAGGCCGUGGAAUUUGGAUAAUAUAUUUGGGUCAUCAAUGCUCGUGUGCCUUGAUGACGGGUUUAUAGAAGGAAAUCUAGAAAAAGAAAAAGCGGCAUAUAAGACAUUAGUGGAGCAAGAGGAUGAUUCUGAAGAAGAAUUACUGUCCAGUGAGGACGAAGAAGAAAAAAAUGAACACGACGACGAAGAGGAUGAUACUGAUAAUGACGACGAUGAAGACAUAAUAAUAAGUUCUCAAGACGAUCCAGAAACAACGUCACGUAAGCGAAGAAAGCAAGAAAUCAAGAUGAAAAAAUUGAAGAAACAAAGGAAGCAACAAAUAUCGAGUUGUGAAGACAUAGUAGAAUCAUAUUAUAACCAAGGUACAACAAUAAUUACUUCAACAACGGCUACAAUAUAUGCGCUUUUAUCAUCAAUUGGUGAAACUAAUAUUGAAAAUUUAUGGUUGGCUAUCAUUGGAACAUCAUCUUUAGAUAAUCAUUACCCCGAGGUCUACGAUAAAAUUCAGCCUUUGUUUAAGGAAGAAGUAUUCAGAUUAAACCCUUCAAACAAUAAUAAUGCUGAUAAAACAGCUGAUUCUACUUCGUUAAAUAUCGACAAGGACUAUCAUUUAUUCUUGUUACGUCAUUGGACCCUAUAUGAUUCAUUUUUCUAUUCAAGUCAUGUAAAUUCAAAGUUGAACUUGUGGACUGAAAAUGGGAAGAAGAAAUUGCACAAGCUAUUUGCCAAGAUGGGAGUUUCGUUGGCUAUAGCUCAACAGAACUGGCUUUAUAUGGAUAUUGGCAUUAAGAGACAGCUACCAACGAUUUUUAAUAAGUAUUUACCACUUUAUGGAUUAGAGGGAAUAGUGCGGAAUGGCUUUAUAAGAACUUUUGGAUAUUCGGGGCAGUUAUCGGCAAUAGAGUGCGUUGAAUCUCUCACGGCAUUACUUGAAUGUGAUAGACGUAUAUUGGACGGUAACAAUAACUUCAAUGACGAAGAAGAUGACGAGCUUGAUGAUGAAGAUAAAAUAAACUCAAGAAUUGAAAGAAAGGAAAAAAUAUGGGUGAAUAACUUUUGGUCAUCUUGGGAUGCAUUAAACAUGACUACCAAUACUUCCAAGUCUGUUAGUUCCAAGAUGGGCUCAUCAAAUUUCAAGAAAGCCAAAGGUUUUGAUUUAUUAUUACAAGGAUUGGAACAUGCCAAACAAAUUCAACAGAUUAUUUUCAGAACAGGGAUGUCAUUACUAGAAAGGAAAUUGAUUAAGAACUUACGGUUGUAUAGGUUAUGUGUCUUGAAUGAUGGUUCAAUACCAGAUCUAGAAAUAUUUAAUAAUCCACUAAUUUUAUCUAAAUUGGGCUCAUGGUUGCUAGAAAAUAUAACUGAAUUAGAAUUUUUAAAUUCGGUAUCAAACAAGUCGUUGAAGCCAUUAGUUGUGGCAAGUCUUGAUGUUGCAAGUGACACGUAUUUAGUAAUUGGAUUAGCCCCAAAAUACCCAAGAGGUAUGGAUAAUUCAACAAAGGCAAAACUAUUACAACUGAAAGACGACUCAACCAUUACUACAAGGUUAAAUACAUUCAGCGUUGCAUUCCAACAAGUGGCUAAUACGUCCGGUGCAAAGGUAAGAAUAGAUAGUUUUGACAGUUCUGUCAUCGAAAUUAGGAAGGAUGAUUUAUCCCCUUUCCUAGAAAAGUUAACUUUAAGUGGAUUGAUUUAG
Debaryomyces fabryi is the source of this 2106-nucleotide messenger RNA. It is a transcript of the gene CDC45, whose product is annotated as DNA replication initiation factor. Lineage: Eukaryota; Fungi; Ascomycota; Pichiomycetes; Serinales; Debaryomycetaceae. The transcript has a single exon. Gene Ontology annotation, cellular component: DNA replication preinitiation complex. The coding region runs from base 1 to 2106 and encodes 701 amino acids. Gene Ontology annotation, molecular function: single-stranded DNA binding; chromatin binding; DNA replication origin binding. The record is from RefSeq and is a predicted model, not a curated record. Gene Ontology annotation, biological process: DNA replication initiation; double-strand break repair via break-induced replication; mitotic DNA replication preinitiation complex assembly.